Molecule: messenger RNA, 1255 nt
Organism: Chlamydomonas reinhardtii
Lineage: Eukaryota; Viridiplantae; Chlorophyta; Chlorophyceae; Chlamydomonadales; Chlamydomonadaceae
Exons: 1
Coding region: 140-376 (78 amino acids)
Source: RefSeq, a predicted model, not a curated record
CCACAAAGGAAGAGUUGCCAACUUCAAACUUUCCCCUUCGCACCCUUGUAGCCGUAGCACAGGCCAAACAAUUCUGAAGUCCGCCCAACCUUGCCCGUGUUAGGGGUGUGGGCCGGCUCCCACACCCCUAACGUUCAUAAUGGUUCAGAAAGCUAGCACCCGUAAGGUGUCGCUGCGAAGCGUUUGCAAGGACGAGGCAACGCUCGCAGCAAUUAGGUUCAAGGUAGAUUUUGUGGCCACGCCCCUUCGGUACCGCCUGCUGGACUUCCUGCGGCACUUCGUCGUCUGCCGAACGGACCCCGCCUUCCACUGCGCGGUCUGCGACACCAAGUGGCGGGAGCAGUGCGGACUGGCUGCGCGGCGUCAAGGACGUUAGCGACCUGUGCUGACGAGGAUGGCGUAGCGGGCAGUCGGCUGCAGCGGCAGGGGUGUUUUCCUUGCUGUCUGGUUGGCCUGCUGCCUGCUGCACUAGUGCUUGCUAGCUGGGCGCGACUGGGCACAUAUGGCGGGCGGUGCCUGUACAAACCGACCCCGGCUAUGUCCGGGAGAUGAGGCUAGUAUCGGAACCUUCGGCCUCAGACGGAGGACGUGGCGUGGCGGCACAGCCCACUUUUCCCUUGCAAGGGAGAGCCACCUUUUCUUGUCGAAACGCCUUGACGUCUGUCGUGCAUCGUCGUGUCUUCUGUACAGUAUUCUUUUUCCUGCCGAGACUGCAACCUUGCUUAAUUAUGAUGCCUCGCAUUGUUUCGUGGGGUUAGCUUCUAGUGCUGCUUAACUGGAUCGGGGGCUGGCUACAGGCGGGAAAUCUGUCGGCAGACACACAAUCACACGUGGUGCUGGUGGGCAAUGCUAGGUUUGCCUAGACGUGCCUCCGGCACAUGCUUUCGUAUGAACACUCUUGCCCGCACAACUGCAUUAACACAUACCGAGCAUGCGGCACCUGCACGCGGCGCACAAUCUAUUGGACCCUUCUGUGCCGGAUGAGUGGUAGUCCCUGGAAUGCUGCUGCUCAGGAUCUUGGGUGCGUGAUAUAUCUUGAUAGGCCUUCACUUUCGUCUACACAAUCUUCCCUCCUGCAUCGCCCAAUCCCUGCAUGGGAAAGCAUGGCCGCAUCUAUCUGCUGAUAGCAAGCUAGCUGGCAUCUCGGGCCACGCGGAGUGUUGGGGGUUACGUAGCAUUUGAGGAGGCGCUGUCAGGGGACAAGAUGUGGCCACAGGGAAGGCAGGAAUUCAUGAAGGUGUAAUUCUUUCCACUU